CUGCUUACCUGCCUGUUAGAUAGCUGAGCUGGACACAUACACGCAUCGGAUUAGCGCACCGGCCGGAGAGCAGAGCAGAGCCAGAGGGAGACCCACCUCCCACCUCCGUACUCCGUACGAGACGCAUCCAGGAACGGGACGGACGUCGCGAUUGCCGUGCGAGUGCCGUACCGCGGCUUUGGUGCCUGUCGCGACACGGAAAACGAAGAGGUCAUGGCGAUAGCGACGACAGCCUCGUCAUCCGGCAGCGGCAGCCGUCGCAGCAUCACUGCGCAGCACCAGCCAUCGCGGCUCCUCUCCCUCCCCCGCGAACUCCGCGACCACAUCUACGACCUCGUCCUCACGGCCCCAGCGCGCGAGCUGCUCUACCACGCAGCGAGCAACGCGCUUUGCCCUGACUCCAACCUCCACUCAAACCCCGAUUCCAGCGCAAGCGCAAGCGCAAGCGCAAGCUCCAGCCAAAGCUCCGCCUCCGCCAAUUUCUUCGCGCUCCGCCGCACCAGCCGCCAGCUCCGCGCAGAGACACCAACGCAGGCCCUGCGGCAGAACAGUGUCGUGUUCGGCACUUACUUUCCACCCCAAUGUCAACCCCACCAAACCCCCGUUUCAGAGCUAUCCCAUUUCCUAUCCCACUGCACACCCCACCAACGCCUCGCGCUGCGGGGCAUGACGCUGCGGGGCCCGCAGGCGCUGUAUUGGGUACGGGGGGUGUUGGAGGGGAUGGCGACGGCUGGCGUGCCUGGGGGGGUGGGUGUGAGGGUUGACGUCGACGCUGAAGGUGAGGGUGAGGUUACAAAUCUUAUCCGCCUCGCCUCCCGCCUCCUCAUCAAGGCCUGGUUCGUGCGCGCGCGGUACCGGGUCGAGCUUGUGCUGGUGGGUGCGACGCUGGCGCUCGGCAGUGACGACGGAGUCGAAGACGAAGUCGAAGACGAAGACGGAGGCGAAGACAGGGUCGAAGACAAUGACAACGAAGCAGACGAGCAAGAGCAAGAAGAAGAGCUAGAAGAAGAAGAAGAAGGAGAAGAGGGUGAAGGUGAAGGCAGGGCGGAGAUGCUGCUGCGCCGCCGCCGGCAGAGGAGGCGAAGAAGAAGGCUACGCGAGCUAGAGGAUGUGGUGAGCCGGGUGAAUGCUGUGUGGGAUGGGGGAGGAGAGGGGGAUGGGGGGGAGGGAAAGGGGAAGGAGGUGCUGGUGGGGGAGGGGGAAGUGCCUGGGUGGGGGAUUUGUUGGUAAGAAGAAGAAGAGAGACAAAGAGAGGAAGGGGUAGAUGUUUAUGGUGUAUGUUAGUAGGACGCAUAGAGCACUGCGGUGUUAGUUAGCUGGCCAAGCUGCGCUGCAUGUGCCUGUAUCUCCGCCCGGUCUAGUUAUCAGCUACUACAAAUCAAAGCUCAAACGAACUGCCGAAACCUGGGAGUGACUGAAAACACUGAUAUUCUUUGUGCGCCUUUUCCCGUCU
This is a messenger RNA of Aplosporella prunicola CBS 121167, 1453 nucleotides long. RefSeq lists its product as uncharacterized. The record is from RefSeq and is a predicted model, not a curated record. NCBI's taxonomy places the organism in Eukaryota, Fungi, Ascomycota, Dothideomycetes, Botryosphaeriales, Aplosporellaceae. The coding region runs from base 214 to 1230 and encodes 338 amino acids. The transcript has a single exon.